AUGCUCAAAGAUAUUUUCACACCUCCGCAAUGGUUAUUAACAUUUUAUACAAUUUUUGGUACAUUUUCUCUAAUCAUAAACAUUAUUUGUAUUCUUCUCAUUAUUUUUAAGAGUGGGAAAAUCAAAGAUUAUAAAUAUUAUAUUUUAUAUGCGCAAGUCACUUGUGCAUUUUUGGAUUUUCUACUAACUUUUUUGAUGAAACCCAUCCCACUUAUGCCAAUUAUUGGAAUUUAUUCAUCUAAUGGAUUACUGUGGACAUUAUUUGGAAUAUCUACAACAUUUUCGUUGAAAAUAUUUAUAUUUGGGUUAAUGAAUACAAUUGUCUCAUUAUCAAUUUGUUUUCUUCGAAAAUUUUUGAGUAUUUAUGCUUUGAAAGGAAAAAAGAAUCGAGUUGAGAAAUAUACAAAAAUCAUAAUGAUUGCGAUGUUUUUAUUAUCUCAAGCAACUUCGAUUUCAUUUGCGAUUGUUGUUGCAAAUAAAACUGAACAACAAAAAUAUGUUGCAAAAGAAUAUCCCGAACUUGUUCAAUAUUUUGAAUCUGUUGGUGAUUAUUUUGUUAGUAUUUACAGUCAAGGAGAAGUUAUAUAUUUUAUUUGGAAUGCAAUUUUUCUGCCAUUGAACAUGAUUAUAGUAACAAGUGCAACUAUUCAGAUGUUUGAUAUUUUGAGAAGUUAUAAAUCGAAAAUCUCGAAAUCAAAUUAUUUGAAACAUCGGAAUGCUUUGAAAAGUUUAUUGGCUCAAGCUUCAACUUCAAUUCUUUUUCUAGCUCCUUGUAUUGUUGUCAGUUUUUUAUUAUUUCUACAAUUUGAAGAAGCUAACUGUGAGUCACAUUAUUUCUCAAAAACUACUUAAGAUAUCAAUUCUUUUCAGUAGUUUCACUAUUUGCAGCUGCUAUUUUCACAACUCAUUCUUCUACGAACUCAUUCGUUCUGAUAUUCACUUUUCCAUCAUUUCGAAAAUUUUUCAAAUGUUGGGAAAAACCUCAUGUUCAACGAGCGAUAAUUAUAUCUAGUUUUUAA
This is a messenger RNA of Caenorhabditis angaria, 1019 nucleotides long. The record is from the annotation of a GenBank genome assembly. Lineage: Eukaryota; Metazoa; Nematoda; Chromadorea; Rhabditida; Rhabditidae.